AUGCUCGGUGCCAUCUGCUCGCUUUCACCUGUGCCCUUGCAGCCGCUUCUUCUUGGGUUAUAUGGUGCACACAGCACUCUGCUCAUGUUUCCUCUUAUCUGCUCCAUCAUCUCUGCUGUUGCUGGUGUUGUGGUCGCGACUGUCGGAGCGUCCGCUGUAAAGUGGUGCUGGAAUAAUGAUACAGGCCUGGGCGCAAUUUUCGCCAGUCUGGGAAUCACGCCUGCCAUUGCUGCUGGCUUUGCGGCGACCAUCUUUAUGUUCAUCAGACUUGUUAUUCAUAUCCGCAAAAACCCAGUACCAUCGGCGGCCCUUACUGCUUGCACUGCAUCCUUCGCACACGGAGCAAACGACAUUGGAAACUCGGUUGGGCCCUGGGCCGUGAUUUACUCUGCUUGGUCUACCGGGAAUGCUGCUGCUUCCAAGGCUGCUAUCCCUAUAUGGAAACUUGCAGUUUUGUCGUCAUCCAUUUCACUCGACCUCAUUACCUAUGGCUACAAUCCCAGAAGGAUUGCGUAUCAGAGGCUGCUCUAUGGAAAGGGAUACGCCCUUACUGUUCCUGUCUUCUCACAGUUCUCACUUCCUGCAUCUACGUCCGUGUAUCACCGGUGUAACGGUGUUCUCAAGGCGGUCAACUGGCAACAAGCCGGUCUACUCCUUCUCUCCUGGAUUGUCACCAUCCCCAUCGCAAGCAUUUUAGGCGAUGUCCUCAUGGACUUAGUUCUAGAUGCCCCGCACUUCCUUCAGGGCAUUCGGUGA
Blastomyces dermatitidis ER-3 is the source of this 756-nucleotide messenger RNA. Its product is annotated as sodium/phosphate symporter. NCBI's taxonomy places the organism in Eukaryota, Fungi, Ascomycota, Eurotiomycetes, Onygenales, Ajellomycetaceae. The transcript has 4 exons. Gene Ontology annotation, biological process: phosphate ion transmembrane transport. Bases 1 to 756 code for a protein of 251 amino acids. The record is from RefSeq and is a predicted model, not a curated record. Gene Ontology annotation, cellular component: membrane.